AUGGCUAAACGCACCAAGAAGGUCAGAACUGUCGGUAAAUACUGGACGCAUUAUGGUGCCUCCCUCAGGAAAAUGGUGAAGAAGACUGAAAUAAGCCAGCACGCCAAGUACACUUGCUCCUUCUGUGGCAAAACCAAGAUGAAAAGACAAGCUGUGGGGAUCUGGCAUUGCGGUUCCUGCAUGAAAACCAUAGCGGGUGGUGUCUCUUCCUACAACACCACUUCUGUCACAGUACAGUUAGCCAUCAGAGGACUGGAGGAGUUGAAAGACCAGUAG
This is a messenger RNA of Puma concolor (puma), 276 nucleotides long. The record is from RefSeq and is a predicted model, not a curated record. Lineage: Eukaryota; Metazoa; Chordata; Mammalia; Carnivora; Felidae.